GCAGGGAAAACUACACAACUUGACCUUGUCUUUUAAAAAAUAAUAAUAAUAUAUUUUUUAAAAUCACUUCAGUGGUACCAGCAUUGGUCUUGACUUGACUAGUCAGUCUCCGUAACUUUCAGUUCAGCUUUUCCACACCUCUUUGGAUCAUGUUUCCUGAAUGUAUACAUCAGACAUCAGGCCAUGCAGUCGGUCCAGACAGGGUUGUGGGAUCCCCAUCCCCCGUCUAAACAUGCCUCGCCUCUCCCUGCACCCCCUACUUCCAGUUCACGCCACGCCCAUGUGACCACAGCCGCCCCAGCCAAGCGGAUAACUUUUUACAAAAGCGGCGACAGCCAGUUUGGGGGCGUCCGGAUGGCCAUCCACAAGCGCAGCUUCAAGUGCUUUGAUGCCCUGCUGGAUGACCUUUCCCAAAAGGUCCCCCUCCCGUUUGGAGUGCGGACUGUGACCACUCCCCGAGGUAUACACACCAUCAAACACCUGGAGCAGCUCCAGGAUGGUGGCUGCUACCUCUGCUCUGACCGACGCCAGGCUAAGCCCAUUGACAUGGACCUGGCCGGCAAACGCCAAGGCAUUUGGUACCAUCACAGCCGGAGGCCUCAACGCCCCGAAGCGUCCACUGGGACUCCGCCCGGCCAUUUGAAUUUGCCUCACAGGCAGAGGCGGAUUCUGCUGGUGAAGAACAGCGAGCCGGGGAUGAGGCGGAGCAUUGUGCUGAGCAGGAGGUCUACCAGGAGUCUAAGAGCUUUCCUAGACGAAGUGUCCGAGGUCAUGCAGUUUCAUGUUCGCAAGCUGUACACUGCAGAAGGACGCAGGAUUGACAGCGUGCAAAGCCUGUUGACUUGUCCUGGUGUUCUGGUGUGUGUUGGCCGGGAAGCCUUCAGCCCUAUGCUCAUAAACUUCAUUAGGAAGACUUCAGAGGAAAAGCUGCCUGGACUGGGGAGCAAGUCUCCAGGUCUCGGUCCAAGGAUUCCUGGUAACGGUGCCAGAUCUCCUGCGGCACAAGGCAUAAGGUCCCCACCUCAUGGAGCUCAGUCCAGAGCCAGUGAAUAUGAUGAAGGAAAUGAAAGCAAGAAAAAUGUAAACUUUGGUCUGGAGACUAAGAAGAGCAUCAUCCACCCUCGAUCCGAUUCUUCAAAUCGGUCUGCUCGCUUCUCUUUGUCGUCUGAAAAGUCGUACGGCGUCUUUUCCCAAGCAAGACCAGCUAUAACGAAUGAUGACAUUGAAAAGCGUGUUUUUGUUAAUAAAGACGGCAGCCUGUCAGUAGAGAUGAGGGUACGUUUUCGCCUCCAAAAUGAGGAGACCGUUCAGUGGUCCACACAAAUUAAAAAAUCGCCCUCUCUCACCAAUGACUUUUGCCCCCUGAGCCAAGCUCAACCACAUUACCUCCAGCAAGGCACAUCAGAAAGCUGUUCUGACCCUGAUUCAACAUCCUAUGAGGGUGUGGAUUAUUCCAGUCAGCCUCUGCAGCGUGUGCUGGUGGAGAACCAAUGCCAAUGUUGUUAUCAGAGACAUGAACGGCCGUUUGAUUUGUGGGAAAACCCCACGCACAAACAUCCUCCUGCCCCACCCGUUCUUUCAUCAAGUCACGCUAUGGUGAGACACACACACUCGUCAAGCUCGUCCUCUUCAUGCAAUUCCAGAAGAGUGAUUCGGUGCCGAGCGCGGGUCUCCGGGUCUCCAGGUGGCUCCGGCUCAGAACGGAGCCAGUUGGUCCAGAAAGAGAUGUGUCUUACAGAGCAGGUGGAGGAAAGAGUAGAAGUGGCCCAAGACGGGGAAACUCAAGUUGAGUUCUGCAAAGUUAGCCGAUGCUGCAGUCAGACAGAGGUGGUUGCCAUAGAUGCCAACAUUCGACCACCCAGCGAAAAGUCAGUGGAGGGCGAGGUGAUGAUGGGGGAAGAUGAAAUCCGACCACUGUCUGCAGUCAGCAGCUCUUCGCAUAUUUUACAGUCUCUGAAAGAAGACCAGGAUGAUGAGGAGGAUGAUCUGCCACCCAGUGCUUCCCAGUGCUCCCACAGAAAUGAACCGUCCUGCACUCCUACUCCAGCAAAUCACUUGGGUGAAGGACCGUCAAGCAACAUCUCCACCUGUUCAGCCCAGUCGCUCAAACGCCAGGAGCAGGAAGAAAAUGCAGGAAGUAGGGCUUUGUCUUCAGCUUCGUCCUGUCACUGUGGAGCAACUAACACUCACUCAACAGCUGAACCAGAGGAGAUGGAUCGAGUCCCCAGCUCGAUGUCCCAGGAACCCAAGAACCAAACAUCAGAAGAAGAAGCAGCAGCUGCAAUUGACAAUGAAGAAAUUAACAGGGGUCUUAGUGGCUUAUCCCAUAACACAGGACUUUCAGCAGGUUCUCGAAAAUCAUGGACAUCCAAUGUUUGCUCAAACUGUGGAGGCUGCAAACGUGCAAACAGCGCAAUGUCAGCUCAGUCCAAGAGCACAACUGAAGCUCUACUUACAAAGUCAAAUUUAGAAAAAGAGGGAGAGAACACAGCAGAACGAACAACCAGUUCCAUGUCAAAGAAGUCCAGUGCCUCAGUCAAGUCCCAUAAAUCUGGUUGCUUGUCAGUUGCUAGAGAGGUGUCCCCGUCAAACAACACAGUUGCAGAAGAAGGCCACACAGACAAAAGAGCUCAGAGUGGCCUCUCUAUGAAGUCAAAUGCAUCUAACAAGUCUGGAAAGGCUGAAAGUGUCCGGUCAAAUAAAUCAGAUAAAUCCAAGGCUUCAGCAAGAUCUUGUAAGCAGUGUGCAAAAGCUCUAACUCCAGAAAACAAGGAGGAAGAUGUACUGAAUGAUGCAACAGAAGAGCGGGAAGAAUCAGGAGUGGAGGAAAGAUCAGCAAGUGCACUGUCAGCAACAUCAAAACUGUCUGCCAAGUCUAACAGAUCCCAUAGGUCCACUAAAACUUUGGAAAAAUCCACUUCCCCCAGGUCAGAAACUGGGGAGGACGCAGAAGAAAUCACAACCAGUCAAAUGUCUGGAAGACUAUCUGUUCAUUCCAUAAAAUCCUGCAAGUGUAAUGAUAAUGGCGAAGCACCAUCUCCAGCCUUAGGAGUGGGAAACAAUGCAGAAGAAAUGCAGUCCAGGCCAGAAAGCAUAAUAGAAGAUAAUUUAGAAAAUAACAACAGGUCAACCAGUGCUAGGUCUUGUAAAUCAGAUUAUUCUGCUAAAUCAAACAAUACAAUUGAAAACAGAUCCCCGAGUGCUAAUUCACAAAGAUCACACACCUCUGCUAAGACCUCUCAGUCAAAGAGGUCAAACCAACCAAGAGAAUCUCAGAAUGACCCCAAUGUUACUUUGACUGAGACAAAGAAGGAGGAGACUGACAUUGAAGAUCGUGAGGCUUUGGAGAGCGCCAUGUCUGUAAAAUCAAAAUCUUCAGUCAAAUCUGACGUUUCUAGUAAAAAUCGCUCAGCUACAAAUGCUGUCACCAUCAAAACACCAGAAGGAGCUGAUGAGACAAAAGGAGAACCUGAUUCUGAUGUUGCUUGUAUUGAAACCUCACAAACUGGUAACAACAAGGAUGAUGCUGCAAUAAAAGGCACAUAUACUAUAGACCCUGAUGGCCAAACGCUCUCACCAAAAAGAAAACCUUCAUCCCGCUCACAUUCCCCCUCCUCCAGAGCUUCUCAAUCCCCUGUGCAAAAGUUGUCACCAAAUUCCGGUACUGGUGAGCAAAGAGGGCCCAGUUCGUUGUCUGUUCACUCCAAAACCUCUAGCAAAGUAAGCAGAUCCAGGUGUCGUUGUGAAACAGCUUCACCUGUUGAAAAGGAAAAUAAAGAAGAAGACAGAAAAAGUGAGGGAGCACAGUCUUGCUCCUCAAAAAGACAAAGGAAAGAAUCGGGAUGCACUGAUCAACCUUUGAGUCGUAACUCAUCAGGUUCGAUAUCUUUAGGGUUGCCAGAGGAUCAGGAAACAGCUGAAUCAGACUGUGCCAAAUCUAGUGUGUCUUUUUGCAAUGGCGAGACGAAAAGCCCUUCUCUCCACAAUCCUCCAGUGGUUGAUAUUCCAAUUAUUGAAACACCCAGAGAAGGUGAAAAGGGUGAUGAAGAGGGUGGGGAACAACCGAAUGAAAGACCAGCCAGUGCAACGACAGUCCAAAGCAGCAGGUCUCAAAAAUCCUGUUCUAACUGUAGUGUCAAAUCAGCAGCUCAGUCUAAGGGGAAAAGCAGCAGUCCUAACCCCACAAGCAUAGACAAAGCAGAAAGUGUGAAAUCUGCUGCAACAACAGAUGCAUGCAAAAUGGACACCCCAAAGAGCAGGAGCUCCUCUGUAAUGUCAGGCACACAAGUUUGUGGGAAAUCCCCUUCUGAAACGACUUCCAAUGUUCCUACAAGUACCGGAAACCAGAAAACCAGCAGACCAGGAAGUAAGACCAAAGGAGAAGAAGACAAAACAAGUGUCCACUUCCAAAGUCCAUGUGGUCCAAGGCCUGAGUCAACAGCUUCGGUGCAGUCAGAGACACAAAGAACUUCAGAGGAGAAGAAUAUGGCUUUGGGGUCGGUCAAAUCUGGAAAUGACAAAUCCCACAAUGAACAUGAGUGUGGAAGUACCAAACUUUCCAGUUCCAGGCAAAAAGAAACCCCCCCCAAAUCAACAAGUCCUUGUUCCUUACACAGCCCCAGGCCAGCCAGUAAAGUCAAACCAGGUAGCGGAAGCACUCUGUCUCACUCUCUGUCUGCUGCCGACCUACUGAAGGAAACUUUGGCUGCUGCUCGCCAGCAGGACUGCCAAUCAAAAGCCAGUAAAACCAGUGACAAAGCCCACAGUGAGAAGAGUGGGAGAUCUCAAAGAAGCAGAAGUCGAAAGGAUCGGGAAGACGUGGUAGAAGUGACACCUGACUGUUUGCCCAAUGCAUCUCCCAAUGAAGUUGUUAGCGACUGGCUGCGGAGCAUUCCUGCUAAUACUAGCAUGCUCACACUCGAUAAUGAGUUAAAUGAUGAAGAAACUGAGGAGGGGGCAAAGAAAACGGAGGAGACACCAACAGAAGAGGUAGGAACAGGGGAGAUGAGUCCGGAGGACAAGAAGGUGGAACUGGAGGAGAAAAUAGAGCCACAAGAGGAAGAAAAAAAGGAUGAGGUCAAAGGUGAUGGAGUCGGUCCGACUUUGGGUGACACAGCGGAGAUUUCUUCUCGUUCCAGGAACUGGCAUUCAUCUGCCGCCGUGAUGAAAGUCCUCUUGAGCUCAUCUCUGGGUCGAUGUCGGAGCAUGCCUGAGGUGUCUCCAGUUUAUGGCCGCAGACUGAGCACAUCGGCCAGGGGGCUUUUGGACUGCUUGGCCCAGCUGCAGCUCAUUGAGCCUGCAGUCAGCAGUCAUGAACAGAAGGACCGCAAGCAGCAGUACGACGAGAUUAUGGCCAUUCUUCAGUCCCUGUGGCUCACUGAACCACACAACAUCAACGUCAAGGACACUAAAGACGGCGGCACAGACCAGGUGACUCCACCGAGGUCCUCAUCUGGAGUGGGUAUGAGCAGUGGCUCGGGCGGAUCGGGUGGAGAGAAAAGCAAUGGGAACCAAGGAGAAGACGAAGCACCCAGGAAAGAAACCGAAUCUCUGCAGGAGGAAGAAGCGGCGGAGAAGGUUGUUGAAGAGGAAGAUGAAAAUGCAGCAGCUGGACAAGUCGAAGUGGAGACAGAAGUUGAGGAAACAGAUAAAACAGACACAGCUGAGGAAGUGAUGAAGAGUGAAGAGCAAAGUAUUCUUCCUCUUGACAGCUCAAAAGCAACUGAAAACCCUUCAUUAUCGGAAAAGAGCUUUCCCAACGACAGCUCCAAGUCCCCCACAGACAACGAAAGAGACACGCAGGAGGACUCCAGCUCAGGGACUCCUCCUUCUGCUCCUCGGCCACCCUUAUCCAAACGUCUAUCCCAAGACCCCGAUCCAGUUUGGGUUCUGCACCUCCUGAAGAAGCUGGAAAAGCAGUUCAUGUGCCACUACAUUGAGGCCAUGGAGGAGUUUAAGGUCCGCUGGGAUCUGGACGACAGCCUCAUCCUGGACACCAUGAUCUCCGAGUUGAGGGAGGAGGUGAGCCGGCGCAUCCAGAGCAGCAUCCAGCGGGAGAUGAGGAAGAUCCAAAGCCGAGCCGGGAAAGCGGGGAGGUCACCUCGGCCGCCGCAGCUCGCAAACAUGUCUCGGGAUUCUACCAUGACGGAGAAGAGGCGCCGCAUGCUCAAGGUGAUGAAGAACCAGUCAGUGAAAACCGCAGAGUCUCUCACUGAAGAGGACAUGGCGGCUGAUUUCAGUGACCAGCGAAGCGACGACGAGUACUGCCCCUGCGAAGCUUGUGUCCGCAAGAAAAUGGCCGCCCGGCCAUUCAAGAUGAACCCGCUGGCGGCCGAAGCUCCUGUGAUGAUGGAAUUCGACCUCCUGAAGAUCCUUCAGCUCAAGAAAAGCCCGUUGCCUCCUUCUUCUGUGCCGAAACCUGCAGAGGAGGAAGAGGCGGCUACAGAUGAAGAAGGAAGGAAUUUAGAGGCAGUUGAAGAAGAAGAGGAAGAAGAAACCAAAGAGGAUAUAAAAGCUGAUGUUGUACUAGAGGAGACAAUACCAGAGGAGGAUGAGGAGGAUGAGCAGGAAAAUGUUGAGGAGAGCAGAGAUAGAGAACAGGAAAGAGAGGAAAAUAGUGCUGAAGAUGAGGAGGUGGGAACAGAUGAGCAAGAAGAGACAUCAGAAAAUGCAGAGGAGGAGGAUGAAGGACUGUGCACUUGUCAGUCUGAGAGCAACAAAGAAGAAGAGGGUGAAGCGGGGGAAACGAGCAACUGCACUGAUGAAGGAGAGGAAGAAGGAGCAGGAGAAGAGGAGGAAGAAGAGAGCGAUAGAGAGACGGUGAAGGAGGCAACAACAGGCGACAAGGAGGCGGAAUCAGAGGAUGACACAUCAGCGACCGAUGGAGAGCCAACGCUGGCGGAGGAGAUGAUGCGGGGAAACGUCGGCGCAUCUGCAGAGGAGGAAGAUGAAGGCACAGGAGAGGAAGAGGAAAAACAGGAAGAGAGUGAGGAGAAGGAAGGAGAGAAUUCUGAGGAGGAGAGAGCUUCACCGCAGAGCCAAGGUGCGAUUCCCACUGCAUGCGUGACGGAGGGCGAAGAGGCGGACGCUGAAGACUCUGAUGACAGUAAACAUCACGGCGAUGCCAGCGCUGACGAAUCGGGGGAAGAGGAAGCGAAAAGCAGCAGAGAAGAUGGGCAGGAAAAUGGAGUAGAGGAGUUUAGACCUGAGCAAGAAAGUGAGGAGGAGGAGGGGAAGGCAGCCGAAGGCAAAAACGAGGACGGGACUCUGCUCCACCAGUUCACCAGAACCUCAGUGGAGUCCCAGCCUGGAUCAAUGGAAGACGUGGACGUGGAUUUACCUUCAAACUCUAAAGUGGUCGACAAUGCUGUGGUCAAACGGCCGUAAAACCAAAGAGUGAGGAGACCGACCUCAGACUUUUGGUUUAAGACUCUUCAACACUUGAAGCACUUUAACUUCUCCAGAUUUAAAAUAGACGUCGUCAUCGUGACUUUUUCACAUGUUGUCAUGUUGCAAUCUCAAACUUUAAUCUGUUUUAUUGGAGUUUGAUACAAUAGAUCAAAAUCAAAUCAGUUCAAAUGAAAAUUAAAUCAGGUCAAAUCUAUGGACUGGAUUAUUGUGGAUUAAAUGCAAAUUAUUCAAAUUUCCCCAAAUUCCUAGAACAUUGAAUUUAACACAUAUUUCUGCUAAGUAAUGGUAGAAACAUAAAUUCAUAGGAUAAAUAGAAACUCAUGUCACACUUUUCUAAUAUUUUUGUUGAUAAAUAUGGAAAACUGUGCAUUUUUCUUCUUUCAUUACACAAUAAUCCCAUUGACGACUGCAGCCGUAACAUGACAAAAUGUGAAGAAGCUUAAGAAGUAUUAAGAUUUUAUUGCAGCACACUGAUUAUAGAAACCUGAAACUUGAAGAACUUUUACUGGAACCAUAUAACUUAUAUUUGUUUCAAAGCUAAUCACAAGUAUUGAGAAACAUGUUGAACAUAUUAUUGAUAUUUGACUUAGGUUUCGUUGACCAGAGGUUGAGCAUAAAUCAAAUCAUAGCCAAUCAUAUUUGAAGUACCUCAGAUAUUUUGUUUUUUUCCUUUAGUGAACCACUUCCUGUUGGUUUAUCUGUGUUCAUUUCUUUUUUUUUUUUUUUUUGUUUUGUUUCAUGAAGUACAUGCUGUAUUCUCAGGGGUUUGGACAACCAGUUUGCUGUAGACAGAUCAUCUCCAAGCUAUUACUUAACAACCUAAAUCUGUACCCUGCUGGCAAGUCAACUGUUUAAAUCUGCAAAAACUCUGUGAUGUAAGUUGAUUACCUAAACAAAAUCGAUAUCUACUUUCUCGCAUAUGCAUCAAGGACAGAGAGAAUUUGUUCCUUUGUUUGAUGAAAGCCUCUUAUUUCUGGUAUUAUUAGGUGAGACGGGGUGUGUGCCUACGCUGCUACUGGUUCUAAUGGGUGUCCAUUAAUCUGGGUCAUCACUGAUGAAACUAACUUAGAGCUCACUGAUAAACAGCACGACUGUAAUCGUAACGACCUCAAUAAAAAUGAAUAAUCAAAUGGCCA
Messenger RNA from Poeciliopsis prolifica (blackstripe livebearer), 8546 nucleotides. RefSeq names its product rp1 like 1a (gene rp1l1a). NCBI's taxonomy places the organism in Eukaryota, Metazoa, Chordata, Actinopteri, Cyprinodontiformes, Poeciliidae. The transcript is spliced from 8 exons. Gene Ontology annotation, cellular component: axoneme. Gene Ontology annotation, biological process: intracellular signal transduction; photoreceptor cell development; retina development in camera-type eye. The record is from RefSeq and is a predicted model, not a curated record. Bases 184 to 7386 code for a protein of 2400 amino acids.